CAAAGGUCCUUCAUCUUCCUAGGACCUGACCUCUACAUUCCCCUAAGCAGAUGCCGGAGCAGUAUUUUCUGUAACCGAAGCUUGCAGCAUUUAAAAAAAAAAAUGGCAUCUUCAAGCCGGACCCAAGUGUUGAAUCUUUACAAGGUCUUGUUAAGAGAAAGCCAGAAAUUCAGUUCUUACAGCUACAGAACCUAUGCUAUCCGAAGAGUAAGAGAUGCCUUCAGAGAGAAAAAGAGCAUUGGCGAUUUCCAUGAAAUACAAUCUCUCAUAUACCAGGCCAAAGAAAACCUGGGGAUCAUUCAGCGUCAGGUUACAAUUGGCCAUUUGUACACCACUGACAAACUGAUCAUCGAAUCUUCAGGGACCCAGUAAUAUCGCCAUCCCCCAUCAGACGAUUGAUGCAUCGGUCCACCUCUCUAACGCUCUUGCAUUUUCAGGAAUGAAACGCAGAGUUCUUUCCCGCCAUCCUUUUUUUCUUAAACUAGUCCAUUAAGGCCUCAUGAACACAACCGUAUCAGCUUUGCGGUAUCUGUAUUUUGCGGAUCGCAAAAUGAAUACGGUGCAUAAGACCUACUUUAGCCGGAGU
This is a messenger RNA of Bufo bufo (common toad), 586 nucleotides long. RefSeq names its product LYR motif containing 4 (gene LYRM4). Bases 103 to 372 code for a protein of 89 amino acids. Lineage: Eukaryota; Metazoa; Chordata; Amphibia; Anura; Bufonidae. The transcript has 4 exons. The record is from RefSeq and is a predicted model, not a curated record. Gene Ontology annotation, biological process: iron-sulfur cluster assembly. Gene Ontology annotation, cellular component: mitochondrion; L-cysteine desulfurase complex.